AUGGAUCCAGCAUUCUCGCUAGCUGACGAGCUAUCUGGCGCACACACUCUCGACUCGCUAGGUGAGCUUGAUGCACACUACACCACACUGGACGAAUUCGAGACGUACGAUGUAGGCUCUCUCGGCGAUGAGCUAGGUCAACUUGACCUUGACCCGGGAUUGCAUCUUCGAAGUGGAAGCUUAGCGGACGAACUCGAACCUGCUUCCAACAGUAACGUAGCGGAGGAGGUUUUGGAUCAAGACUAUGCGUCGAAUUUGGGUGGGGGGUCGUUGCAAGCUGCGGCGGCACAGACCGAGCAGAUUCAGGAGAGCAUUACAGCCACCCAUGCUUUCCUUGCGCGGCUGUCGAGCUUAUCCACCCAAGGGCACGAUGAAGACACGGCUCCGCUGGAAGUGGCUGCUGCGGGGUACCUCAAGCUCGUCUCGGAAUGCACGGUGGAGCGAGAAGCGCAACUGCGCGAACUGCGCGAUCUGGACCGAAAACUCGCCCGAGAUCUAGCAGCCACCCACACACACCAUCGCUCGGCCUCACUUGACUCGAUUGAUUCGGAGGCAACGAUUCGAGAGGAGGAGGGACUGGAUGGGGGGAUGUUCGCACCGGUGUAUGCCUCGACCUCCGCACUGGUGGGAUCGUUGGGGAGUUUGCAUGAACAUACGCAGGUGACCAAGAGCAGUACGGCUGAUGCCCAACGUCGUCUCAAGUCGCUCCGCACCCUACUGGCACAGUGGAACGCCGACCAUGAAAGCACCCAACACAGUCUCGAUUGGAUCGCCACCCACAGUCCCCAUCACCAAGCGGGGGAAACAGCACACUCGCAACUCGACUACUGUCGAAAACGUCUGGACGACGCCCAGAUGACGGCGACACAGCUACUCACUCCCCAACGCAUACCCGCCUAA
This is a messenger RNA of Moesziomyces antarcticus, 900 nucleotides long. RefSeq lists its product as uncharacterized. The record is from RefSeq and is a predicted model, not a curated record. The transcript has a single exon. The coding region runs from base 1 to 900 and encodes 299 amino acids. NCBI's taxonomy places the organism in Eukaryota, Fungi, Basidiomycota, Ustilaginomycetes, Ustilaginales, Ustilaginaceae.